Engraulis encrasicolus (European anchovy) is the source of this 1242-nucleotide messenger RNA. RefSeq names its product protocadherin gamma-A6-like. The coding region runs from base 124 to 1242 and encodes 372 amino acids. Gene Ontology annotation, biological process: homophilic cell-cell adhesion. Lineage: Eukaryota; Metazoa; Chordata; Actinopteri; Clupeiformes; Engraulidae. Gene Ontology annotation, molecular function: calcium ion binding. The transcript is spliced from 2 exons. Gene Ontology annotation, cellular component: plasma membrane. The record is from RefSeq and is a predicted model, not a curated record.
UCUCGAAUUCUGCUUUUACAAACGCAGAAAUACACAUUGUGCCUACAAUAAUAGACAUAACAAACCAAAGGAGUACCUUCAUUUUGGAUUUCUUUGUGCCUUGGUACCGUUGACAAAGAGAAAAUGUCGGACUCCGUCGUCGUGUGGCAAGUACUGUUGUUGGCUUUGUUCUUCCUGUGUGCUGUCCACGGGCAGGUCAGCUAUUCUGUUCCAGAGGAGAUGUCGAAGGGAUCUAUGGUUGGAAACAUAGCUCAGGAUUUAGGUUUAGACUUGAAAAGACUGAAAGCAGGCAAAGCUCGUAUUUACACAAAGGACAGCACCCAGUAUGUCGAGCUGAAUAAAGACAGAGGGCUGCUGCUUAUCCGGGAGAGGAUAGAUAGAGAGGCUUUGUGUGGGAAGAAGACGCCAUGCGCUCUGCACUUUCAGAUUAUUCUGGAAAAUCCAGUGGACAAUGUCAGCGUCACAAUAAACAUUCAAGACCAAAACGAUAACGCACCGCAGGUCUUAUAUCCGGUACAGACCACUGGUUCAGUGGUAGCUGAAAUUGUGCCUCGUUCAGCAGAUGUAGGCUAUCUGGUCACUAAAGUGGUGGCUGUGGAUGUGGACUCUGGUCAGAAUGCCUGGCUCUCAUAUAAACUACAGAAAGCGACAGACAGGGCUCUGUUUGAAGUGGGCGCACAGAAUGGAGAAAUAAGAACCAUUAGGCAGGUUACUGACAAGGAUGCUGUAAAGCAAAAACUUUCAGUGAUUGUGGAGGACAACGGACAGCCCUCUCGCUCUGCUACAGUGAAUGUCAACGUGGCUUUAGCUGACAGCUUUCCAGAAGUGCUCUCAGAGUUCAGUGAUUUUACGCACGACAAGGAAUACAACGACAACCUGACUUUUUACUUAGUGUUGGCCCUGGCUGUAGUUUCAUUUCUGUUCAUCGUGUCCAUCAUAGCCAUACUGUCAGUGAAGUGCUACAGAUGGAGACGUGAGAGGAUGUUCUAUAAAUCAAAUGGACAGCUCCCCGUUAUUCCCUACUACCCGCCACUUUACGCAGACGUUGGGGGCACUGGUACUUUGCAGCACGUGUACAACUAUGAACAUUACAGAACAACAGACUCCAGGAAGAGUGAUAUGAAGUAUGUCAGACCUUGCGAUCAAAGCAUCCUCAGCCUGGAUAACACUGACAUCCAGACACUUCCGCAUGUGCACAGCGAGAAACUGAUUUAUGAUUCUGGCGAUCAGGUGAGAAUUUGA